AUGUCGUGUUCUAAAUCAAUAAGUUAUGUUUUGGGAGAUAAGAAAUCUAACGAUCUGCCGCAUUAUUUCGUCGAGUUAACUGAAUCUCACUUGGCAGUCUUUGAAAUGUUAAACUCGAUGUGUUUACUAGAUGAUUAUGACCACCUUUUGUUCUAUUUGGAAUGUCAAAUAAAUGAAACUAAAAUUUUGACAAUACCGCCCUUUGAUAUAUGUUUGAUUUUGAUGACGUUAGUAACAAUAUCCGGUCAUUAUAAAGAACAAUUCUUAAGAACUAGUGAUACUUAUAAUUUUACAAGAGAAACCAUGAAUAAUCGUGCUAUCAAGAUCCUUAGAUUCUAUUUGAAAGUACUUAGGGAUUUUGACACAGAUAAAUAUCAGCAAUACGAUUUAGAAUUAUUAAGGUGUCAAUUCUUCUUGGCUAUCGACACCCUAAUACCAAAAACUCUCCGUAAGAAAUUCUUCCGUUCCAAACGUAUGAAAGUUGAUACUUCGAGAGUUCUGUAUGUAGAGAAACUCGAAGAUGACACGAUAUCGCUAGGUACUAUUGAAAAUCCUUAUAGAUCAUAUAUUAGUUGCUUGGAGCAAAAGAAAACAGUAAUAGGGAAUACGUUAUUAACCUUGAAACUCAGUGAGCCGGGUGAAUUUAUUAAUAUGAUCCUUUGGACCUUAUUAACUUCGUUACAAGAUGAUACAGCGUUGUACACUUCUUGUCACGACGUAUGGAUACCGCUUUUGGAUAUACUGAUAGAUCUUUUUGACUUAAAGCAUAAAUAUUUUCUGAGAAACGAAAUUGUAAGAGGUAUAAGUGCUACACUGUUUGUUCAAAGACUUACUGAAAGUCCCCUGGCAUUAUUUUUUCGAUCAUUUGGUACCACCCAAUUUACUGCCAGAUUCUGUGAAUACGUUUUUGUGAAUUGCUCUUAUAACUUAGAAUAUGAUGAUGAUUUCAAAACUGAGAUUCAUCCUGUUUAUAGAGGUGAAAACCGCUUAUCCAACUUGUACAUUCCAAGAAUGAGAUAUACUAAGAUGUAUAAGAUUAGGAAGUCUUUAUCAUUAAGGAGAAAUAUUGUUGGUGCAUGUUUGAAACUACUUGUGACUGUUCCUAACAAGCACAUUUUAACUUCACCAAGAAUUGCAUCAGAUACAUUAAUUGAUCAAAUAUGCGUAACACUUGCCAAAUUUUCUGAUGUUGACCAAUUUAAAUCAUUUUUUUUCACUGAUAGUCUAUCACAGGAACUAUAUUUUAUUCCAUUAUUGGCUGAAGGUACACUGGCAGAACUGUUCUACAAUUCAGGAAAAUUAGUGAAGAAUCUGGAUGAAAAACAACCAUUACGUUUUAUGGAAAAUCUAUCGAAUGUGGAUAAUUAUCUUUUAUAUUGUGCAGAUCUCUUCGAAAAGGGGUUCUUCAUGACAGAAAGCAAUCAACACAUAACAAAUGUUACGCUUACUGAGAUGAGAAAGACAGAUGUAUGUCUUCUUGUAUUACUAAGAUAUUUAUUGCAAUUUGAAAUGAAUCAUGCUAUCAUUAGUUUACCUGCUUACGGAAAGCUAUUAGAUACAAUUAAAAUUAAUGAUACAAAUAGACAACAAAUGUUAGCGACUCAUGAAUCAAAGAUAAAAAUACCACCAUUAUACCCUAUCGUUACACAGAUGUCACAGAAUUAA
This is a messenger RNA of Naumovozyma castellii, 1665 nucleotides long. RefSeq names its product Smc5-Smc6 complex subunit NSE5 (gene NSE5). NCBI's taxonomy places the organism in Eukaryota, Fungi, Ascomycota, Saccharomycetes, Saccharomycetales, Saccharomycetaceae. The coding region runs from base 1 to 1665 and encodes 554 amino acids. The record is from RefSeq and is a predicted model, not a curated record. The transcript has a single exon.